AUGGGACUAGAAGAGCAACCGCUUGAGAUCUUAUCGAAACAUCCGGAAAUCAAAUCCCUCAUGGGUUCCGAUCCCCGUGUGGCCUGUUUCAUCACAAUUGAAGUCGUUAUUCAAUUGAUUAUGGCCACACUGGUUUCAAUCUAUCAGCCCGGUUGGUUCACUUGGCUACUGUUGACCUACUUUGUGAGCGGCACAAUCAAUCACUCCUUGGGCUGUGCAAUUCACGAAGUUGGACACAAUUUGGCUUUUGGACACAAAUACGGAACAGCCAAUCGGAUUCUCUCGUUAUUUUGUAACCUUCCAAUGAUGGUACCCUUGGCUAUUUCGUAUAAGAAGUAUCACCAGGAUCAUCAUCGUUGGCUCGGACAUGAAGACGCAGAUGCUGAUAUGCCACUGAGAAUAGAGGCUCGACUUUUCUCCACACCAUUCACACGUUUGAUAUGGUUAUUCCUUCAUCCAUUAAUCUACGCUUUCCGUCCAUUCAUCAAAGCUCCACGACCAAUCACCGUGUGGGAAAUCAUCAAUUUCAUUGUUCAGAUCACAUUCGAUCUGGUUCUACUUCGUGCGUUGGGAUUUUGGGCGUUCGCCUAUCUGAUCCUCGGGACAUUGCUCGGCCUUGGGCCGCAUCCGAUGACCGGACACUUUAUCAGUGAGCACUAUCUGUUUGCCGAUCAACAGGCCACACAUUCGUACUACGGAUUUUGGAAUCCGUUAAUCUACAAUUUGGGUUAUCACGUGGAACAUCAUGAUUUUCCCUAUAUCCCGUUCACCAGAUUGCCCAAACUAAAAGAAAUGGCCCCGGAAUUCUAUGCACACUUGCCGUAUCACAAAUCGUUAUGCCGUGUUAUUUACGAUUUCCUGUUUUUCCCGGAAAAUGGACCACAAGCACACUGUGUCAACUCGGAAGAUCUGUCCCGUCCGGAAUUGUACAAAAAUGUUCCCAAAGGUUUCAUUUCGGACUACUAUGAGAGAAAAGAUGCAGAGAAGAAAAACGCCCAAGCGAAUGGAUUAAAAUAG
Molecule: messenger RNA, 1017 nt
Organism: Echinostoma caproni
Lineage: Eukaryota; Metazoa; Platyhelminthes; Trematoda; Plagiorchiida; Echinostomatidae
Source: the annotation of a GenBank genome assembly